AUGGGGAACGGCUUGUACCUAGCUAAGGGCAUCAAAAUAGCCACUAGGUACAAUAAGGACAUCCAAAGUUUCUACAAAUCUGAGAUCUUUGCUGUUAACUUCAAAGACAAUAUAGUGGCUGAAAAGCAGAUAAAUGAUUUUGUGAAGGCCAACACUAAAGGAAAAAUACGCGAAGUAGUAAGAGGCUUAGAUCCAAACACCAUGAUGGUUCUUGUGAACUAUAUCUACUUCAAAGAUGAGUGGGAAAAUCCAUUCGUUCCUGAAAAUACCAAAAAAGGAGAUUUUUUUGUUUAUGACAAGACAACUGUGAAAGUCAACAUGAUGAAGAAAACUGACUAUUUUAGACAUGUACAUGAUGAAAGUCUUUCCUGCUGGGUCAUUGAACUUUCUUACAAAGGAGGUGCUGUUGCCUGGUUCAUUCUGCCUGACAAAGGCAAACUGGAGAAAGUUGAGGAUGGUUUGAAAGGGGAAACUUUGUCCAAAUGGAGAAAAUCUUUAGAAACAGGAACGCAAUUUUCUUUGUCCAUCCUCAAAUUAUCAAUGGCUACAUCCUACGAUCUCAAAGAUUUGUUGCCUGGGCUGGGCAUUUCCGAAGUCUUUACUCCCAGCGCUGACCUGACUGGAAUUACUGGAGGUGGCAAGGUGAAGAUUGACAAAUUCGAUAGCUCUCCACCCAAAAGCGCCGUGGGAGACCUGAAUCAAAAAGCAAAGCAUUUGCUGCUUCCUGAAGAGUUCUAUUCUUCCUCUCUGCAAUCCCAUUCUCUUGGGGACUAUGUGGUGCUGUCAAACUGUGACUGA
Messenger RNA from Podarcis raffonei (Aeolian wall lizard), 798 nucleotides. Its product is annotated as serine protease inhibitor A3G-like. Bases 1 to 798 code for a protein of 265 amino acids. The record is from RefSeq and is a predicted model, not a curated record. Lineage: Eukaryota; Metazoa; Chordata; Lepidosauria; Squamata; Lacertidae. Gene Ontology annotation, molecular function: serine-type endopeptidase inhibitor activity. The transcript has 4 exons. Gene Ontology annotation, biological process: negative regulation of endopeptidase activity.